Messenger RNA from Topomyia yanbarensis, 654 nucleotides. It is a transcript of the gene Ufc1, whose product is annotated as ubiquitin-fold modifier-conjugating enzyme 1. Gene Ontology annotation, biological process: protein K69-linked ufmylation. Bases 64 to 573 code for a protein of 169 amino acids. Lineage: Eukaryota; Metazoa; Arthropoda; Insecta; Diptera; Culicidae. The record is from RefSeq and is a predicted model, not a curated record. The transcript is spliced from 5 exons. Gene Ontology annotation, molecular function: UFM1 conjugating enzyme activity. Gene Ontology annotation, cellular component: cytoplasm.
CGUUGGAAUCAGCUGUCAAACAAAAUUGUUUCAAAACAAAUUAGCUUGUCAUCAUAACAGAAAAUGGUAGAUGAAGGUACCAGAAAAACGCUCAGUAGCAUUCCGUUGCUGCAAACGAGGGCCGGCCCUCGUGAAAAAGAUCUCUGGGUUCAACGAUUGAAGGAGGAGUAUCAAUCGUUAAUCAAGUAUGUCCAGAACAACAAAUCUUCCGACUCCGAUUGGUUCCGGCUGGAGUCGAACAAGGAAGGUACCAAGUGGUUCGGGAAAUGUUGGUACAUCCAAAAUUUACUCAAGUACGAAUUCGACGUGGAGUUUGACAUUCCUGUAACGUAUCCCGCGACGGCACCGGAAAUAGCGCUGCCCGAGCUUGACGGGAAAACGGCUAAAAUGUACCGGGGAGGAAAAAUCUGCUUAACUGACCAUUUCAAACCGCUGUGGGCGAGGAACGUGCCGAAAUUUGGUAUUGCCCAUGCAAUGGCUCUGGGGCUUGCACCCUGGUUGGCAGUGGAAAUUCCCGAUUUGAUAGAGAAAGGCAUCGUUGUGUAUAAGGAAAAGGGAGAAACUACCGGCUAAUGUGAAAUGGAGGAUAUGAGUUUUUUAUGUUGAUUGUUUUAAGGUGUAAGUUAUCAAUAUAUGCAAAUCUGGCUGCUGAAA